Molecule: messenger RNA, 2083 nt
Organism: Brachypodium distachyon (stiff brome)
Lineage: Eukaryota; Viridiplantae; Streptophyta; Magnoliopsida; Poales; Poaceae
Product: 4-hydroxyphenylacetaldehyde oxime monooxygenase
Exons: 3
Coding region: 53-1645 (530 amino acids)
Molecular function (GO): heme binding; monooxygenase activity; oxidoreductase activity, acting on paired donors, with incorporation or reduction of molecular oxygen
Source: RefSeq, a predicted model, not a curated record
CGUCUUAUUUAACCGUUGGCAGCGAUCGACCGUCCCACAGUAUCCUGACUCCAUGUUUGCCCCUUCUCUUCCCAACCCAUCGUCAUUGGCACCUCUUCUCCCAUGGAUAUCACCACUCUUUCUCAUCCCUCUCCUCUGCCUCUUCUUCAUCAGGAGCAGUAGUAGCAAGAGAGAAACACAGGGAGCAGCAACAAAUAAUGGUCCUCCUGUUCCUGGCCCCCCGAAACAGCUCCCCGUGCUGGGCAACCUCCUGCAGCUCGGCAGCCGGCCGCACCGGUACUUCCUGGCGGUCGCCCGGGAGUAUGGGACGGUGGUGCAGGUGCAGUUGGGCCGCGUGCGGAUGGUGGUCGUCACGUCGCCGGAGGCCGCCAAGGAGGUCCUCCGGACCAACGAUCUGCAGUGCUGCAGCCGGCCCAACUCACCAGGUGCAAGGACGCUGAGCUACAACUUCCUGGACGUGGCGUUCGGCCCCUACAGCGACUACUGGCGCGACAUGCGGAAGCUCCUCGUCCUGGAGCUCCUCAGCACGCGCCGCGUCCAGUCCUUCGCCUACGCCCGGGCCGCCGAGGUCGACCGCCUCGUCGGCUCCCUCUCCGCCGCCGCUGCCGCCGGCUCACUAUCCACCCCCGUCGACCUCAGCGAGAAGCUCUACGCGCUAUCGGACGGCAUCAUCGGCACGGUGGCCUUCGGGAAGACGUACAUGUCGGACUCCUUCGACAGGAGCAGCUUCCAGGGGAUGAUGGACGAGACGCUGCGUGUCCUCGGCAGCUUCACCUUCGAGGACUUCUUCCCGUCCUCGACUCUCGCCCGGUGCGCGGACUUCGCCACGGGCGCCGCGGCAAGGCGGCGGAGGGUCUUCCGCAAGAUUGAUGCUUUCUUUGAUGCCGUCAUUGACAAGCAUCUAGAGCCUGAGCGGCUCGCGGCUGGCGUGCAGGAGGACUUGGUGGAUGCGCUGGUGAAGUUGUGGAAGGAUCCGGAUGGGCCUCUGGCUCUGUCCCGUGAUAACAUCAAGGGGAUUCUCAUGGAUACAUUUGCAGGUGGAAUUGACACGUGCGCCGUGACCACGAUCUGGAUCAUGUCGGAGCUGAUGAGGAACCCAAGGGUGAUGCGGAAGGCGCAAGCCGAGGUGCGUGCCGUUGUCAGGAACAACAACGACAACAAUUCCAGAGUUAACGAAGAAGGCGUCCAGAGGCUCAAGUACCUGAAGAUGAUAGUGAAGGAGAACUUCAGGCUACACCCACCGGGCACCCUGCUGAUCCCAAGGGAGACAAUGCAGAGCUGCGAGAUUGCGGGGUACAGCGUGGACGCAGGCACCAGGAUCCACGUGAACGUCUGGGCCAUGGGGAGAGACCCGGCGAUAUGGGACAGGCCGGAGGAGUUCUGCCCUGAGCGGUUCGAGGACUCGCAGGUUGAUUUCAGGGGGUUGCACUUUGAGCUCCUCCCGUUUGGGUCCGGGAGAAGGGCUUGCCCUGCCGUCGCCAUGGGCGUGGCCAAUGUUGAGCUCGUGCUGGCCAAUCUGUUGUACUGCUUUGAUUGGGAACUUCCUGAUGGGGUGAAGGAGGGGGAUAUCGAUAUGGAGGAAACAGGGCAGCUUGUUUUCCGUAAGAAGGUGGCUCUUCUGCUUGUGCCUGUUAAACGACAGUAGGAUCUCUUCGUGUUGUUCCAAUUGCCGUCAGGAGUUCCAAGGAGCUAGUAACAAAGUUGUUCGAUAAACCCGUAUUGUAAUACUAGUAGAAGACACCAUGCUAUCAGGUAGAGUGUGAUGAUAACUUGACCGGCCGGACUGUCUGCAUACUAGGUACAGUAAUAAGUCAGUAGUAAGUCAGGAAGUAAAGGUUCAGCGUUGGCCAUGUUGCUAGUAGCAAGUAGCAACAAUGCUAGUACCAAAAUUGGCGCAAGCGCCGUUUCAUGACAAUGAUAUGGCGAUGCGUCAAACCCCUGAUCGAGAUGGGUAAUGGAGUCUCCGGGCUAAGGGUGACAAUGAAAAGAAGUUCUCAUUCCGUCGUUGAAUUGUCACCGAUGUUUACCUUUUGUACUUAAUGUUUAUUUUGGUGCAAAAGGAAUCCUGAACUUUUCAAAUCAA